UUCAUAAAACAAUUUUCCCUCAAACGUUGGGAAUUCCAGAAGCGUCAAUCACAUUUUGGGAUCAAGAAAACUGGUGGAAACAGGUCUGGUAUGAGAAUACACUGGCUCAAUGUCUCCAUCCGAGUGUGUGAGUGUGAGUGAUAAUGAACAAGGCGGCAGUGUAUUGCCACAGAGUUAUUUCAUUGUCCAAUGCAGACUGAGCCCUUGCUCUAAUCUGGGUUAUCUGGCUGUAAUCAGCUUAGCCCACUGCUACUCUCACUGCUGCUCCUGCUGCUGGGUGGGCACUUUCUGUAGCUUUAGUCUGGUUUUGUCUUCACUGCCACUCAUACAUACACCUGUCUCCGGAGCAGAACAAACUAGCAGGGAAGUUCACUUUGCAUGUUGAAGAGUUUGGAGUAGCACAACAUUCAGAGUCUUUGUCCAAAGACUCCUGUCCAAACUGUGGCCAUGGCUGAACGUCAAGAGAUGGGUUCGUCUGAGGGGACUCCUGCUGCAGACAUGUAUCCCAGAAAGAUACUGGAGUACAUGGAAGGAUUCCUCAUCUCCAAGGCUGUUUUCUCCUCCUGCGAGCUGGGUGUGUUUGAUGUGUUGCUGGGUGCAGAGCGUCCCCUGUCUGCAGAGGAGAUCAGUCAGGCGGUUGGAGCCAGUCUGGACGGCACACAGAGACUGCUGGCUGCCUGCACCGGCCUGCAGCUCCUCAACACACACCAGGACAAUGGACUAGUGUAUUACAGUAACACAGAGCAGGCCAGCGUCUACCUGACCCGCUCCAGUCCUUUAUCCCUCUACCAGUCCAUCCAGUACAGCUCCAGAACCAUCUACCUCUGCUGGCACUACCUGACCGACGCUGUCAAAGAAGGAAGAAACCAGUAUGAAAAGGCUUUUGGAGUCAGCUCGAAAGACCUGUUUCAAGCUCUCUACAGGUCUGAUGAAGAGAUGGUAAAGUUUAUGCAGUUAAUGAACUCCAUUUGGAACAUCUGUGGUAAAGACGUGGUCACAGCCUUCGACCUUUCGCCUUUCAAGGUCAUCUGCGAUCUUGGAGGCUGCAGUGGAGCAUUAGCCAAGCAGUGCACGUCAGCCUACCCAGAAUGCACUGUGACGAUCUUUGACCUCACCAAGGUGGUGCGUAUGUCGAGGGAACACUUUGUUGCAGAGGCCGACCAGAGGAUAAGCUUUCACGAAGGGGACUUCUUCAAAGACCCUCUGCCAGAGGCUGACCUCUACAUCCUCGCCAGAAUCCUCCACGACUGGACCGACGAACGCAGCGUAGAGCUACUCAGUAGAGUCUACAAAGCCUGCAGACCAGGAGGCGCUGUGUUGCUUGUGGAGGCGUUGCUCCACGAGGACGGCUCUGGCCCGCUGACAGUGCAACUCUACUCCCUGAACAUGCUGGUGCAGACCGAGGGCAGAGAGAGGACAGCUGCUCAGUACGCUGCCCUGCUGGCUGCCGCUGGCUUCACCAACAUCCAGCACCGGCUCACUGGGAAGAUCUAUGAUUCUGUACUGGGACACAGAGAGACAUGAGAUAAGGGUACUCCUGUACCAGGACUGAAAACUCACUCCACCUGAAAAAAAGUUCUGUAUCUACUUUAUCACUGAAUCUGUAUGAUCUAUGAAAUAUUCAAACCAAGGCCCAUUUUUAUGGCUGCUCAAUUCUGGAUACUCUAUAUUCUAAUAAAGUUCUUUGCUAUGAACAAUACUUGGCCUUAAAACAUCAGUGAAUGAGUGGAAUGGACCCCUGAGGUUAAUAGAAGAAGAGCUGCUCAGUUAGCAUGACGUUAGUCAUGGUAUCGUAACAGAAACAACAACUCAAAAUAACACUUCAGCCUACUCUUGUGGAUCCAGACUUUUAUUGUUGUCAUUAAGUGCCAGAAUGGCCGUUGCUGUUAUGUAGCACCUAAUGGGAACUCGCCUAUUGACUAGAUGUUAUUGUUAGACUGACUGCCUUCUACCAAAAAAUUAAAUAUGGCACCAACAGCUUGAUAUGAUGCAUACUGAUAUAAUACAUUACAGCAAAAAAGACUGAUAAUGUUUAUUUAAAUCAGCAUUUUAAUCUCAUUUCCCUUUAAUCUCAUUUUUCUGGCCACCCAACAAAAAGUUCAAAAUGUUCUCAGCCCUGGCUUAAUGUGCCAACUGAGAAAGUGUGGAUCUCUGAGUCAGGACUUGUGCAUGUACAACUUUAAAACACAUAUUUAGUAGUCAAAUACAAACAGCCCUCCAUUCAAAGCCAGACUGAGCAAAAAGGUUAUCAUUCUCUGGUUAUUGUGCUUGCAACAAAUUUUCCUUAUGAAAGCUAGACUGUUAAAUUAACUUUGAAUGACAGAAAAUGCAGAGUCAAAUGACAAGCAGUGCUAAUUAUUACCACCUCUGCUUGCUAACAAGAGACUCAAUUUGUAAUUUUUUUCUGUUACAGCACCUAAUAAUUGGUAAAACAAAGUACUUAGGGACAAAUGGUGUUCACGGCAACAGUGUGAGAAGAGUUAGUAUAGCAGUAGAAGCAGUUAUGCUGUGUGGCUCAUGACCACCAGGGAGAGUCUGUGUGCUAAUACUAUUUCUACAGCAUGACCAGUAGGGGGCAGUGUAGUAGACACAAUUAUAUCAAAUAUAAAUCAGAAUCUUGAAGAGUAACUCAACACUACACCCACUUUUUUGAGUUAGUAAAUUACAUGUACACUCACUUUACUGCACUAUCUAUUGAUCCUGGGCCCAUUUUAUACUGUUCAUUGCAGAAGUUAUUUUAAUUCUGUCCUCUAGACCCCCCAAAAAUAUGUGAAAAAAUCUAUGAUGUAGCUACCCCGAGACAUUCUGCCCCCAAACUAUGAGGGGAUGUCACGGUCACCCCACCCCCUGACAUAUAAAUACGGCAAUCAACUGUCGGCAGUGUGGACAGCAUGGAGUAUGAAAGCAUGCAGAGAGCAUGCAACUGAGAGUAGCAGUAGUAGAAAUACUAGGGUAGUAGUAAUACUACCUCUACUGCUUGCAAGCUAGUAUUUGUGUUGAUCAGUGUUUAGUACUUGUGGCAGAUUUACAAAUUCACUACCAUGUCCCUUAUUCUGUCGCUCUCCAGUUCAAAUGCUUUUUUUUUUUAAGUUUAAAGUUUAAGGUCAAACCAGGUGUUAAUUUGGUCUUUAAAUGAACACCCUGUGUGAACAUACUAACUUGUUGUUAACAAUAAAAUACCAAAAAGCACAUAUUUUAGCAAGAAUGCCUGUUCUGAAUCUAGACAAUCAGGUAAGAGACUAAGCCCAUUCCAGCCCGAUUCUGCUGUAAAUUAUUAGCCAUGCACUGCAAAGGUCAACCUCUAUUAGAUGGUGUGCAGUGUGAGCUUCCAGUCUCAUUGCUAAGAAGAUGAACUUCCUUACAUAUCUGUUCUCAUCACUCAGUCCUAAGCCCUGUGUCUGAACCCCCUCGCCUCUUACUGUUCUUAACAGCCUAGUAAAGCUGGCUUUGUACCAUGUUCUUUGUAAUGGUGGACGCGACUCAAUAAAUCUUCUUCACAAUG
This is a messenger RNA of Siniperca chuatsi (mandarin fish), 3502 nucleotides long. RefSeq names its product acetylserotonin O-methyltransferase (gene asmt). The transcript has 8 exons. NCBI's taxonomy places the organism in Eukaryota, Metazoa, Chordata, Actinopteri, Centrarchiformes, Sinipercidae. Gene Ontology annotation, molecular function: acetylserotonin O-methyltransferase activity. The record is from RefSeq and is a predicted model, not a curated record. Bases 448 to 1524 code for a protein of 358 amino acids. Gene Ontology annotation, biological process: melatonin biosynthetic process; methylation.